This is a messenger RNA of Peronospora matthiolae, 6402 nucleotides long. The record is from the annotation of a GenBank genome assembly. Lineage: Eukaryota; Oomycota; Peronosporomycetes; Peronosporales; Peronosporaceae.
AUGAAGUCCGGCCAAUUGUUUGCGAGCGUGGGUGUUGGUGGUAAUGAUAAGACCCAGGAGUUGUUCCGUUCACUAGAACAAACCGUGGAUGAGAUUACUCGUUUUGUUGCUGUGCCUACACUGGAAAUGAUGAUGAAUAUUGACAAGCUUGGUGUAAACACGUCCGACAACUUGCCUCUCCUGCAGGUACAUUUUCAAAACACGUUAGCCGGUCCCAUUCCCGCACAUACUUUUAGUACUUGGCAGGAGUUUUCGAAAUACAUCAGCGUCGUGUCCGAGGCUCAACGGCUGCUAUAUGAAUGUAGUGCUCGGAUAACUGGCGAACAGCAUCAAAUGCUUGAACGAGUGGCGGUUGGGGAAACGGACGUCUAUUUGCUGUAUACUGAUAUGGUCCGGGUAAGUGUCCAGGCCGAAGUGAACGCUCUGCGCGUGAAGAUUUCACCUUUCUCGUUGCGGGCCAUGCGUUACCUGUUGAACCCACUUGCCAUCAGCGACAAUCCAUAUGACAAACGUUUCCAUGACCUACGCGGUGGUAGUAUAGCCGAUUGCGCUAGUCUGUGUGCUAGUCCUCGAAAUACAAUUCAACGUCUACGAGAAUCUUCGGUGGAUGAUUUUAAGAUGUUGAGGCGAGUGGCAGAAGGACGACGACCUUCACCUGGGGAGCUCGUAUUUACGGAGGCUCUUAUGAUCGAGACCGCGAGCGCCGUUAUGGCCAACACGUCUGCGGUUGCUGGUGCAGACAUUCGGAUUCAGGUUGAUUCGAACAAGUUUGGCAUCAAGCUAGCUGAUGUGGUAGCCUACCUCAAGAAGUGCAACGAGCCAUGGAUCAUCGAAGAGCAUGAAACUGGCAGCGAACCGUCUUCGUGCACGGGAUUGGGUCACAAAACACACGGCUGGGCGGGGAUACGCUGGUGCUAUCACAUACCACGUAAGAUUCACAAGGUUGUUGCAAACCCAGUACCUUUUCCUCCUAAUGGAGUCUUAAUGGGAUGGCCGUCGUCAAGCUGGGAUCAGAGUCAAGACGAAGAUGCAGGCAGGCUUUGCGAUAUUCUGUGUCAAUUAAGAUGUUGGGACAGCAAGAAGACUUCUUAUGUCGUCGUGUGCGAAUUUCAUGUUCCCUGGGAAGUUGCGCUGCCAAAUGUAGGUUCUGAUGAGCCAGGAGAUGCCAGUGAACCAGAAACUUUUAUGGACUUGAUGAAUCAGUGGUUUGACGAUGACAUUGAGAAAGCGCACUAUCGAUUAAAAUUGCUUGAAUUUGGUGCUCGAACGAGGACGUUCUCAUUUGAUAGCAACCUUUCUUCGGACAAUUGGGAACUAAGAUGGAGAGCUCCGCUGCAGUAUGAACAAGAGUUCGAGAACAAGCAGAAGCGUCUCGUGGUAAACGCCUUGCUUGCAUCAUCGCUUCAGGUGCAUUCGGUGUUGACGUGUGACGCCUAUGAGCGCUUAGUAUCGACUGUUACACUUCCACUAAUUACGCUGUCUAUCAGCCAGGUGGGCUCAGGAAACGACUCUCACGAUAUUAUAACUGCCGAGCUUAAUGAUACAGUGCUCUCGUGUGCGACUUCGGGUCGUCUUCACACCAGGACGUUUAAUUUGUGUUUGUCGUCGUCGGUCCAAGCAUACCUUGACAACAUGGCUCAGCUGCUUACUGUAUCGAUUAUUCCGCGAACUUCAGUUGACGCAACAGUCGAGGUAUCUCGAAAGGGCGUUGAGCUUGCCGCCCAGAUUGGUCCAGUCUCCGUCCUUUUAAAUCAGACAACGAUGCUUGUGAUUUCGUCAAUUCCAAAGCUCCUGCAGACGAAUACAACAACUUCUGACGAUGCUCCAGUAAAUGUGGAUAACAAGCUGUGCAAGAUGCGCAUAAGCAUUGUCAAUUGCUCAGGUAUGGAUAUCCGGUAUCGACAAGAAGGAACUCCUGAGUGCUUAUUCUUAGCUGCAGACACCAGUGCAGCAUAUAGCUGGCUCUCCUUGGCAAGUUACCCGUUUUAUGAGCUUAGCUUUGCUGUGGAGAAUACGGGUCAGGAGCCAAUCGAAGCACAUAACAGCCAAGACAAGAAAAGCAAUGGCGAGCAGGCGGUGCACAAUGAUCUUCUCUGGUGCGAUCCAUGCAGGAUCAAAGAAAAUGCUGUAACUGGUCGUUAUUUGGGCGCUCGCGGCUUCUUGUGGGUUUGUGUGGAGCUGAAUGGUUUACAGACGAUAGUAACGCUUCGAUCGUCGCUGACUGUUCAAAAUCGUUGUCACUUUCCGGUGCUGAUCAAAGUGAAUGAGGAAACUCCCACAUUUCAUCCUAGAAGACUUGAGAAGUUCUGUCAAGAGAGCUGCAUUAAGAGUAGUGUAAAGUGUCACUCUAAAUGUACUUCAUUGGACGGAUCGGGGUGCACUCUAUCCGUAUCUGCAGAAGCAGAUGACGAUGAGUUGCGGAUUAUGCUGAAGUCCUUGGCAUCUGUAGAAUUUAGUAUCGACGAAGCCUCUUGGUGCAGUGUGCCAAUGCAAGAAAACAUCCCUAGCGAGUUCGACCUAGUAAAAAAUUGUGACGGCUACGAGGAUGGUUUAAAGAAAACACAAUGCAGUUCCGUAGCCCUCUCUUCGCGAAAUCCUGGCGAGCGCACUCAGUACGCUUGGGUUAAGAUUGCUCGUGCGCAAUGCAGGACUGUGCUGCCUACCGACUUUGACCCGAUGCAACCCCAGAUAUCGUGGCGAUACACUUGGAUGGAGGUUUCGUUGUGGCCUGCUAUCGUCGUGGAGAAUACAAUGGACUUUUCAGUGGUGCUCUCCUUUAUACAGAAGACUACCUUUGUCGAGUUGGAUAUCGCCCCUUCGACCGAAAAAGAUUUGUCGAUAAUCAAUCCGUGUGAGCCGGUAGACGUACAAUUGCAAUACGAAUCAAGUUCCGGUAAUGCUCCAGCCGCUGCGGAGUCACUGACAUUUUGCAUCUCCUACGGAAAUCCGAGUGAACAUGUUUUUGUCUUUGAGGGCUGUAGAGCGGUCGUGAGCUUUUGCAAGGAUCGUCGCCCAAUGGUUCGAAUCAAAAUCGAGCGCAUCCUUAGCAUUGCAAACAUGACGCCGCACGUUUUGGCCAUUAACGUAAGCAGCCCUCUUAAAAAUCGACGUGCUUUGGAGAAGAUCGGCUCAUGUGUCGAGCGCUCUGUCGGGGUUCUACCAGUCAGCACCUAUUUGGUGAUCUCAAUCGCAAUAGUUGAAGACUUGAACAACGAGGAAGGUCCGGUAAAAUGGUCUCCAGAAGCUUCACUCAAUGUGAAAGGUGAUGCGAAAUCAAUCAUUGUGCCAGCUGCGGGUCCGGGACCACCAAGUUUGGCCAGUGCGUACUGUAUCGAAAUGGUCAACCUGGAUGGCUACCUGAAGCUCAUGAUCCGUCCGCAGGUUGUGGUGAUCAAUUCAACGAAUUACUCCCUCAUGUGUCUUCCUACAGACAACCAAGGUAAUAUACUGAACGCAGACGAACCAUCGCAGUUGAUACCGAACAAAAAUGCCGGAUGGUGUGUGCCUGUAUGUCUGUACAAAGAGGAAGAAAAGAGAGGCUUUACUGCUGGUGUGUCAUCUUGGUUUAGCUCGAAGCUAUCAAGGCACUCGAACGAGGAUGCCUUGAAGACUUCGAAUCAGGCUUUAGUCGUAAAACUGUCUUGCUCCUUUCGGGUAAGUCUCGCGGAAGAUGGUUACGACGAGUGGACAGAGGAAAUAUCGAUAUUGCUCCCGGAAAUUUCGCUUCUGGCUCAUCCCGAUGGCAGCCUGGAAACGGUUGAUCCACUGUCGACCUCAGUAAAAAACACAGAUAACCUGUAUCCAGCUCCUUCUACAACCACUCGCCGAAGGCGUUUGCUAAUUCGCCACCGUGACAUGAGGCACAGAAUGCUGACGUUUACAGUAACGCAAAACGGAAUGUCGAUCCAGGUACUCUUCUUCGAUGAUCACCAGCCACCUAUGGUAAUCCAUAAUCAGUGGCAAAGAGCGUUGGGUUUUCGAAAUGUGUCAUUCCCAUCGAAUCCAGAAGGCGUUGGUGCAGACUUCUACCUUGAGUACGACUGGCAUCUACAGAUGUCAGCGAAGAACCGCAAAUCGAAACAAAGAGGGGCAGAAGAAAUUCCCAAAAGUAGCAAUAAGGACAAUGACGAGCUGCUGGGCGACUGGAUAAGCGACUCACGAUCGCUAGAUAGCGUACACAUGUCUGAUUCAGCAAUGAAUGACCGUAUGCGUUUCCAGAUUGGAUUGCCGGAAUACGGGUGGUCCAACGCGCUUUGGCAGGUUGGCGGGAUCCAAUUUGCAUCGUUUGCAAGCGAGAAGGAGAACACGAUAGAUACAGCAACUCCGACCUUCUUGGUAAUGUGCCUGUAUCGAGCAGGGUCGUGGCUGAUAUCUAUUACCUGCUUAGAGGAGGAUCCAACACGUGAUGUUCAUGCGGGUCAAAUGCCACCGUUGAUUUCACCCGCAAUGGCAACAUCGACAGCAGUGCAGAAUACUAAACCAACGUCGCUGAAAAUUAGCUUGGUUGUGAAGGAGCUGUCUCUCCAUCUCUGCGAUGAAUACGACCCCGUGCAGGAUACGAGGGGCAUGAUUAUUUACCCAGAAAUUCUGCGAUUGACUUGUACUGCAGUAUCGAUUGCAUUUGCUACGACUCCCGAUCCACCCGAAGUGUCCCGUCACAGUGACCGUUUGGGUUACCUGUCACACAUCCGAUCAUACACAACCAUCUUCGUUGCGAUUGGGGACAUUGAAGUGAGGCAUUUCUUGAAAACCUGCAACUUUCCGGUGAUCAUCUGCUUUCCGAGAACUCAUGAGUCGAAAGAAUUGCUACAAUCAGAUCUAAUGGACAAUCUCCUUGGCAAACAGUUGCCUGGUACAGGAAAUACCAGCUUGUUGAUCAGGGUCAUUUACGCAGAUACGUGGGAUCCAGUUAAUAUCCCAUCUUACUUCCACACGGUUGAGCUAAACUUGUCCCCGGCCGUCGUUCAGGUAGAAGAUGACAUCUUGUUGUACUUAAACGCUUUCGUUCGGCCAAUACUUGAUGCCCUGGAAGGUAAAGCUGCUUCAGGCACGGUUGCCUACGGUGGAAAUCAAGGCCAUGAAACUUGUCAUGAGGAUACCUGGAGUUUGUACGCAUACGAAUCAGCGAUGAUAUCAAAACAGCACAAAGUGUUUAUCGGACGUCUCGAAAUCAGCAGCAUAGAGGUGGUCAUCACCGCGCGUGUGUCAAUUCCUGUACUAAACAGUUUUGAUGGCACACCGCUGCACUUCGGGUCGACCAAGUUGCGAGAUGUGUUUUCUUUCCCCGACCAGCUGUGCAAGGAUCUGGCAGCAGACUAUGUCGCCGAUACCAUCGUUCGCUCUCCAAUGCUUUUAAUGUCGCUGAACAUUAUUGGCAACCCCGCGGGUUUUCUACGGAGCUUCGGCCAGGGAGUUCGAAAUCUUGUUGAAAUUCCCUUAUCUGCGUCCAAAAAAGGCUACAAUCCGUGGUUACUCACAAAGGGUGUUGCGGGCGGUGUUGCCUCUUUCUUAGGCCAUGCCACGGUAGCAACGCUCACCUCCGUGUCCGGCUUUUCAUAUUCCAUUUCUCGAACAAUGGAUCAACUCACGUUGCCAAUGGAUCAGCUUCGAAAGCGCCAUUACAUCCGACCAACUCAUUUGUCGUCAGCUCUUGCUGAAGGUUUGGGAUCGCUAGGAUCGAGUGUGGUUGGUGCAGCAGCUGGAGUGAUCACGACUCCGAUUGCUGUUUACAAGGAACGCCAGCGACAAGGACUUGACACUGGGAUUCGAAACGUAGUAGGUGGUGUUGGCAUGGGGUUGGUGGGCGUUCUCGCUCGACCGAUGGGUGGCGUAGCAUCACUUGUGUCGAUGACUUCAGACGGCCUGCUCUACGGGAUCAAUAGCAACCACAUGCCGCUUUCUGACUACGUCUCGCGUUUCGAUGCCCGACCUAACGAAUUACUCCGUUACAAGCUCAAGGUGCUACCAGACGAAGUUGGCAGCAGCUUGGUGUUCGCGCAUGGUAUUUGGGUCGUUUCAGAUGAGAAUAAGUUGGCCGGUUUCGGGCAGGACCUCGACUUCAUACCGAGCGAGCUUUUGGAUACGCCAGAGAACGAGUCGAUUCGCGGCCUUUUGCUGCCGGAUGACAGAUCAAGCUAUCUGGUUCACGUGACGUUGGUAUGUUCGAAGGUCUGUGUGUACGUUGUGGGAGUGAGCGGUGCGCAGAAUCAAGCAGUGUUAGUUCGAACGCCGCUGGAAUCGAUCAAAGCAGUUGAAGAAAGUCUCACGAAACCAACCGUUCUUGAUCUGGGCAUCAAAGCGACAGCAAGCGCUGAGUGGUUGCGCUUCCGACUUCUAUCACGACAACGACGGCAUUUGAGCCACCAACUGCGGCUUUGGAUGGAUGAAGAUUCCGUCUCGUAG